Molecule: messenger RNA, 943 nt
Organism: Drosophila kikkawai
Lineage: Eukaryota; Metazoa; Arthropoda; Insecta; Diptera; Drosophilidae
Source: RefSeq, a predicted model, not a curated record
UUGAAUCGGCGUCCUCUUUAAUAAACUAAAUUAUUACGAAAAGUGCACUUUUUUGAUACCAAAACUAACAACAAGCAUGUCUAACAAAGGAUCCUACUUGAUAAAUGCCCAGAACCGCGACAUGAUAGUAAAAGAAUUAGAAAUGAACUUGGUCCAAUUGCUCGUCGAUUCCGAAAUGAUACAAGUGGAGCUAAAGAAGCUCAUAGAGCUGAAGAAGAUUUUCGACCGCAAGUACAGCGUGCUGGCGGCUCUAAUGCCAUUCCCCGAGGACAAUGAUCUGAUGCCUCGCCUCGAGCAGGUGGUAUCGAUGGCCGAGAAUCUGAUUAGUAAGCUCUCAAUGGCCAAGGCCAAGGCCACUGACCAGCCCUGCCAAGAGGCCAAUAGUGUCACGGCGAUGAGAUGCUCCAAACAGGGGGGUGCAGGAAUGACCGCCGCAGAACUAGAUAAUGAGAUGGCCAAAAAGAGAAAGGAACGCCGAUCCAACCAGGAGAUUAAAUGGUUGACUGAGGUCCAGCAGAAAUACUCCGGUGAAGGCAUCGAGCAAUGGAAGCUGGAGGAUGCUCUAAGCAAGGUGGAGGAUGCUCUGAGCAAGGUGGACGAUGCUCUGAGCAAGGAGGAUGAUGCUCUAAGCAAAGAAGAGGCUUUCAAUUGAGAGCUUUUUCAACUCUUAUUAAGACAUUUCUCUUUAUAAAUAACCAUUCCUUACCACUGAAGGUAUUAUAUGCGGGUAUAAAAUCUGUGAAAAUCUCAAAGUUCCCCACAGUUUUUAUGUUUAAUUAAAAUUUUUAAGUUUUGUUUAGUUUUACAUUAAUAUUUUUUGCUGCAAAGAAAGCAGUUACCACGAAAAGAUACAAUUAUUUACUACUUAAAAGUCGGAUAUCAUUUGCAAGUUUUGAAAAACAAUGUUUAUUUUACUCAUCUUACUUAACAACCUAAAACAAAU